Molecule: messenger RNA, 5519 nt
Organism: Thalassophryne amazonica
Lineage: Eukaryota; Metazoa; Chordata; Actinopteri; Batrachoidiformes; Batrachoididae
Gene: recql5
Product: RecQ helicase-like 5
Exons: 20
Coding region: 73-3015 (980 amino acids)
Biological process (GO): double-strand break repair via homologous recombination
Cellular component (GO): cytoplasm; chromosome
Molecular function (GO): 3'-5' DNA helicase activity; four-way junction helicase activity; nucleic acid binding
Source: RefSeq, a predicted model, not a curated record
UAGCGUAGAAUUUAUGAUGUCAUCAUCGUGCGCGCGACCUAGCCGCAGAGUUGUCUUAGCAUGAAUUAGGCGAUGACAGCUUUAAAAAAGGCUUUAAAGUCUCACUUCGGCUUUGACAGCUUCAGGUCUAAACUGCAGGAAGAUGUUGUUACUGCGGUCAUCAAAGGUGACAGGGAUGUGUUUGUUUGUAUGCCCACCGGAGCAGGAAAGUCUCUGUGCUACCAGUUUCCUGCAGUGCUGGCUGAAGGCAUCACUCUGGUUAUAUCCCCACUUAUCGCUCUCAUCCAGGACCAAGUGGACCACCUGCAGGAGCUGAGCAUCCCAGCCUGCUCCAUUAACUCCAAACUCCCGGCAGCUGAGCGCCGUGCCAUCUUGGCUGACUUGACGAGCAAGAGUCCGAAGCUGAAACUGCUCUACAUUACACCAGAAAUGGUGGCGUCUCCUUCCUUCCAGCCCUGCCUGACAAACCUGUGCUCCCACAACCUCUUCUCUUACCUGGCUGUGGAUGAAGCUCAUUGUGUCUCCCAGUGGGGUCAUGAUUUUAGGCCAGACUACCUCAAACUGGGCGAGCUGCGUGCUCGCUUGUCAGGGGUUCCUUGCUUGGCUCUGACAGCGACAGCCCCCAAGAAUGUACAACAGGACAUUGUUCGUUCCUUGAGGCUGCAGUCGCCGCUGUCUUUUGUUACACCUGUUUUCAGGAGUAACUUGUAUUAUGAUGUGAUCUUCAGGGAGCUGCUGCCGAACCCUUACGUUCACCUCCAUGCAUUUAUUAUAAAGGUAUUGGAGCAGGCCAGCGCAUCCAAAGGACAGGGAUGUGGGAUUGUGUACUGUCGGACCAGAGACGGAUGUGAAACUGUGGCAUAUGAGCUGACUAAACUUGGAGUCUUGGCUAAACCUUAUCACGCAGGUCUCAAAGCAUCAGAUCGCACAGAGGUCCAGAAUGAGUGGAUGCAGGGAAAAGUGCUGGUUAUUGUCGCCACCAUCAGUUUCGGGAUGGGUGUAGACAAGCCAGACGUCAGGUUUGUAGCCCACUGGAACCUCGCCAAGUCCUUGGCCAGUUACUACCAAGAGUCCGGGCGAGCAGGGAGAGACGGAUUGCCUUCCUCUUGUCGCACCUACUACUCCCAAAAAGAUAAGGAGCAAAUCAACUUCCUCAUCCGCCAGGAGGUUACACGUAGACAGCAAAAGCGCGGUUUUGAAAAAGACACAGACAAAACGGCCAUGAUAGACUUUGAAGCCAUGGUCUCAUUUUGUGAGCAAGAAAGUUGCCGCCACACAGCCAUUUCAAAGUUCUUUGGGGACAAGCCGCCAAACUGUGCAGGUUCCUGUGACUUCUGCCGGAACCCGAAUCUUGUGCGAGCCCAACGGGAGAGAGCGGCGAGCCUCAGGACCUUCACUAUAGCAGCUCAGAGCAAAGAGCCCAAGGGCCCAUUUGGAUUCCAGCCAGAGCUGUACGGAGGAGGAAAGAAGGGCUAUGGCUUCGAGAGAUAUGAUGAAGGGGGAGAUGGCAAUGAGGAAGAUGAUGCUAUUAAGAGGAAAAAGGAGUUUUCAGACCUCUUCAAAAAGCAGAUGGCGAUACGGAAGGGAUCUGAUGCGGAGAAGGAAGAUUUUGUUCUACCAGAUGCUGACUGUCCUCUCAGAGAUGCGAGCAGCCAGAGGAUUCCCAGACUUACUGUAAAGGCCAGAGAGCACUGCCUGUACCUCUUACAGGAAGCACUAAGUGGGCACCAAGGAGCAGAACGGACAUUCAACUGUGAUACUCUCUCCACCGCAGUGGACAUCGAGCAUGGCGUCUUCAAGAGCAGCAAGUCUUCCAAUUUGUACAAAGCUACUGUCCUGAAGAAAGUAGCCGAGGUGAAGAAAACGGCUCACACAGAUGGCGAUAACGUUCAUUGUAAGAGUGAGACCAGUGAAGCAAAGUCAAAGCUUCAAGGAGAAGUGCCUUCAUCUUCCUCCACUGUUUCUGAGGAGCUGCAGGGUUUCACAUCUGCAUCGGAGGUCUAUUCGCUGAAGCGGAAGCGAAUAGGGUUAGGACAUCGGGGUUCAUUCAUCUCAUUUCAGACGCCCAACAAGCUGUUAAAUCCCUCCACAGUGGAACCUGACAGGCGGCCAGAGACCAAAAAUUCCACUUACAUUCAAACAUCAUCCAUCAGAUCCAAAGCCGCUGCCUCCCUGAAUAACCCGACGAAGUUAGGCAGAACCGUGAACAAGAAGCAGCAGAAACUGGCUGACAUGGCCAAGAACUCCUGCAAUAUUUCACAGUAUUUCAGGAAGAAAGAGACAGAGAAGAGUCCCGAACCAGAAAUGAUAAAGGGGACUGAAGAUGCAUUUUCUCAUCCAACCAGCACGAUUCCACAAGAAAACACUCGGUCACCCAUCAGCAGAGACACUCCUGUGGUGGAACAAGUAGAUGAGGAUGUGAUGGAAGUGGAGACAAAUAAAGAUGUAAUAGUUAUAUCAGAUGACGAAGAGGAAGAAACGCAUACGACUGAGGGGAUGAAUCUGGGCAGAGAGGCGCCUGCGCAGGAGUUGCCGUCCAUCACACAACAAAAUAUUCCCGCAGAAGAAGUGAAGCCACCUGAAAUAAAUAGGUUGACAGAUGAUACUAAAGCCACCAGGGAGUCUUCUCCUCCAGCCAAGCGAAGCUGCACCACUGAGGAUGUGAGUAGCAGGAGGGUGACCUUUAACCCCAAUGUGCAGGAGAGGGUUCUGCAUCCUGUUAACCAACCAUCGAAGGCUUUAGCGCUGAAAGACGCUGCCGAUAUUGUGGUGCGCUGUCUCAACCCAUUUUAUCGCCAGGGAAAGUUCGCCAACAAGGAACUGUUCAAGUCUUUUGCGCGCUACUUGUCUCACCUCCUCACUGAAGGAAAUAUUCAGGAAAAAAGUGAAGUUAUGGGAGAAGCCAGAGCUCUCAUUAAGAAGUUCUUCAGCAAAGUGAAGCACUGUGAAAGCGAGGCAGACUGGAAGCACCUCAAAAGACAUCAAAACUGCACCACCAGCAAAAAACAGGAAUGAUGGGAAACUUCUGCUUUCAUGUAAGAGGGACAGGAAAAGACCUUCCUCGCCGUCAGCGGCUAAGCUUGUUUACAGACCAACUGUUGAUUUGUUGCUAGUAGUCCAUGAGCCAGAGGCCCAUUUUGACCUAAUUGGUACCACUUAAUGGGACCAUACAACACUUAGAAUCCAGCCUCAGUGUGAAUAAAUGUAGAAAUAAAUGGAAUGGUCUCCAAAGUCAUCGUCCAUUAUGUUACCCUGUAAUGUCACAACAGAUGGUACCAACUUUUUAAAACUCUGUUAACCAAUAAUUUGACUUAGUUUUUAACAAAAUUGAGACAAACGUUUGACCCCUGUACAAACAAAGUGACCUUUACCAUUUUUGCUGUUUUUACCCCAUAACUCUAUAAACUACUUUCAUAGAGUGGUGGCUGAAUGGUUAGUGCGCUUCGUUUCAGUGCAGAAGGUUCCCGGUUCAAACCUCACCCCUACUGCAUUUCUCCAUGUAAUGUGGAGUUGCGUCAGGAAGGGCAUCCGGCAUGAAACUUGUGGCAAUACAACAUGCAGAUCCACCUCAGAUCCGUGGUGGCGAUCCCGAGUUUAAAAUAAGGGAGCAGCUGAAAAGACUUAUAUCCAAUAUGAUUGGAGCUUUUUAUUUUUUUUAUGUUGACCCCUGUGUAUUCUUUCAUUGAUCCCCUACCUGGCUAACCCUAACCCUAGGAUGGCCACCAUUCAUUUUUGUGUUGGUCAUUGCAUAGUGAAUGUAGAGCAGGUAGCUGAGUGGAUAAGGACCUGUCCUGCCAAUAUGUAGACUUGGGUUUGACUCUCGCUCAUGCUGCCUAUCGUGUCCUUGGACAAGACACUUCUACAUUGCCUCAGUCUACCCAACUGGAAAUAGGUACUGUUCUUGCCUGGGCAUGUAACCUGUGUGGGAGGGUCUCCCAUCCAGGGAGAGUUGUAGAGUCUCCUCCGCUUGAUUCUAUAGAAGCUGGCGAUAAGCACUGGCACCAAUGAGCCUCAGGGCCCAUAUGGGACUUACUUUGUGAUAUAGUGAGGCUGGAUUUUGUUGCUUAGUCCCUUUAAAAUUGUACAGAAAACCUACUUGAUUUAAUGUUUUUUGAGCUAAUUGCUGCUGCUUUUCAGUUACUAAGCAAUAAACUAUACAUUUAUACUGUCAGCACAUAGCUAGCACUGUGUCUGCUCCUACAUUCACAGGGUCACGUCAUUAGGUACCCGAUGCCGAUGUGAGUACCAGCUUGGACACCCCCCCCUUUACCUUAAUUCUUCAUGCCUUUGAUUCAACAAGGUGCUGGAAAGGAUCCUGAGAGAUUUUGGUCCAUAUUGACUUGAUGUCAUCAGAUAGUUGAUUGCCACACCAUGACACCACCUCCACCCAGGCACGAUGCAUCUAUGUGCAGAAAUUGACUCAUCAAACCAUGCAGCACACUUCCAGUCUUCCACUGUGCAGUGUUUUGAGAGUGUGCCCGCUGUAGCCUGUCUGCUUCAAGGUUUGAUGUUUUCAGUGAUGCCUUUAGAUCAGGAUAUGAAUCACCUCAGGUACUGGCUCGAACCGGUCUGGCUAUUUUUCUCUGCUCAACCAGGCAAUUUCAUCCAGAGCACCUGCACUUACUAGACGUUUCAUCUUGGACCAUUCUGUGUAGGUUGUGUCUAGAAAUCCCAGUAAGAUCAGCAGUUUGUGAAAUACUCAAACCAUCCAACAACCGCACCACAUUCAAACCUGCUGAAAUCACCUUUCUUCUGCAUUCUAAUGCUUUUUCAAAAUGUGACCAGGUCCUCUUGACCAUGUUUCUGUGCCCACAUGCAUGCAUUUCUGCCAUGUGGCUGGCAGAUUGGUGUACCUAAUAUAGUGGCCGAUGACUGGUUAGUCCAUUUUAUAUCAUUCUGUGCUUAGACCUGACUUUUUCAGAGAGCGAGUACCCUCCUCCAGUGCAUUGUGAUCAGCAACAUUGCUGCAUGUUUAUUGUACAGAUAUUAAUAUUUCACUGUAGCAGUUCUGGAUCUUUACCCUGGGUGUGGACAGAACCUGUUGGCUGUGGGUGUGUGUGUCAGAAAAACUCAAAGGACAAAUUGACAGAAUUGAUCUGAAACUCACUGUCGCCCCUUAGUGGCUACUUUGAGUGCAGAACCAUUUUGAGAAAAUUUAGGCAGACGUGAAUAAGCACAUCCGUAUUAAUGUAAAAUACUGCUUUUUGAGUCUGUUUUUGUACAUUCUGAGAAAAAAAUGCAUUCAACCGCAGUGGUCAAAAAAAUGGACAUUUUAAUUUUCAAGAACGAGACGUUUUACACCAAAGGCCAAACACUUUUUUUUUCUUUUUCUUUUAUUUGGCUAUGAUGUAGCACUAGUGUAAUUUAUUUUUAAUGCCAUCAUAAAACCCCCAAGUUGUAUUAAUGUGUCCAAUGCUGGAAUUUGUCUCAGGUUGAUAAAUGUGCCUGUAAUUUGUCCAGAAGAAAAUCCAAAGAAUAGAAACUGUGCAGCCAUAAGAUAAUAAAGUUGAGAAAAAGAA